Molecule: messenger RNA, 3319 nt
Organism: Melanaphis sacchari
Lineage: Eukaryota; Metazoa; Arthropoda; Insecta; Hemiptera; Aphididae
Gene: insc
Product: protein inscuteable homolog
Exons: 11
Coding region: 459-2786 (775 amino acids)
Biological process (GO): apical protein localization; regulation of asymmetric cell division; establishment of mitotic spindle orientation
Cellular component (GO): apical cortex
Molecular function (GO): cytoskeletal adaptor activity
Source: RefSeq, a predicted model, not a curated record
UCGUUUUUGCCGCGUUUAGUUGAAUUUCCCCGUUCGCGUCGUAUGCUUUGUCGUCGCUUGUAUGGUUUUUUCGUUGGCAUGAUUUGUGCGUAUUUCGCAAAUACCGAUAAAACUGUUCAAAGCUAUUGAUACUUCAUUAAUUUUGUUAUUUGUUUGAUGAAACCUCGUAAACUUAAAUGUCUGUGCGUUCGUGAAGCUAAUCAGAAAUACUGAUAUAUUCAUGGUCUAUGUAUCAUAUGUUCAUAUACAGCCGACUGCAAAUAGAUUGAUUUGAAGAUCCAAUGCUGGAUGUCUCUAUCAUGCACUGGUAGGCUGUAGGUGAUCUAGUCAAUACUCGAUAAUGUCAAUAAAUGCGUUCAUCAAAUUAAACCAAAUAUAUAAUAUUGAAAUAUUUGGAACUUCAAAUUGAAUAACUAGUUUUCACAGACAUAUUUUUCAAUUCAAUAAAUAAGAUAAAUAUGACUGACUUCCAACGAACUCGUAGCAAGGUAUGGUUCCCCAACUUAGACGAUGACGAUGAAGAUAUCCAUCACUCGUGGCGCCGACAACCAUCCUCAUCGCCGGAGAGCAGACGAGUGUCAUCUGGUAGUCCGAGCAAUGGUAGUCACAAAUCGCAGGAUUCUGGUUUUUCGGACUCAGAAAGUAGUCCUUUAGGAUUGUCUAAAGCUUUGCCUAAAGAAGACAAGAAACAGAACAAUACGAAUGCGUUUACUGAAAAAUUGCCAGACGGAGUGCUAUCCGAAGUCCCGGUUCCUAGGCUCCCUUCGCCUUGCGAAUCCCAACCACAAUCACCUGAUCAUUGUAAUUGUUUUCUACCAGCGUGUGAAUUAUCUAGAAAGUUCCGAUCAUUUGACUAUGUCACCGCCGAUGAAACGUCAUCAUUCAGACCAACGACAAAAAGAUACGAAGAAGAACCUCGCACACCCAACCGAACAUGUUUUAUCGUUGAUGAAUUACCAAAAACCAGCGUAGUAUUACUGUCGACGCCAAGCUCGGUGAAAAGUUUUGACGGUCAUUUCGAUCAAUCAGAAAACGUUACCGUUGUAGAAAACAUUAAACAGGACUGUAUCAAAAAUAAUGAAUUGAUUAUCGAACCACCUACACCGUUUAUUGACCGUCUUAACGAUGCGGAGACAGUGAGUCUAUGUGAAUCCGAUAGACCGGGUACACCUGAGCAUACGUCUACACCGAAAUCGACUAAAACCAGAUGUUGUACACCUAGAUUGCAUUAUAGAAAAGAUCUGCAACUAAGAAAACCAAAACAUUUAAAAGAUAACUUCAGCAGCCGUGAAAACGAAGUACCCGUUGGCCAGUGGUUAAACGAAUUGAGGUUUAGAUGUGAACCUGAAUGUAUGACCACUCUACAAUCGAAAUCAAUAGCAACUUCAGAAGAUGCAUGUCGUUUUUCUACAAUUGUUUGUACCGAUUCUGAAGUUGUGCGGGACCUUUAUCAACGUACAAAAGUCAUAUCUGAUGAAUUUAUAAAAGUGUACAAUGUUUUGAACAAAUGUCAUAUUGAUAAUUUUGGAUCAUCCGUCCAAACACUUACUAGUUUGUUGUUGGACUUUGUUUGUGAUCACGAGAGUGAACUAUCUGAACAUGGCCAAGAGUUAUGUAUGGACUUGGUGGAUGUUUCCGAAAAACUAAGAAUUCAUGCAAACCGGCGUCUUGGCAAUAGAAAAAUUAUUCUUAACGACAUGUCCGCACUAGGACAAAUAUUUAGCGAAUUAAUCGAUGCUUUAUUAAUGAAAAAAAUACAAUCAUUGGUGAACAUAUUGGAAGAACCAAGCACUGAUAUUGAGCUCGUGAAGACCAUGUCCAGCAUAAACAGCCUGGGAUUGGAAAGUGUUCAUCUCGGUAGUUUGGUAACGAAGUGCAAUGGUGUCCGAUCGUUGUUGACUGUUUGCAUAGAAGCCGUGUCUAGUACAGUCAGAUCAGCUGCUCUGCGCACACUGGCAAUGGUGUGUUGCUCUUCAGACAGCAUCAGACAAUUCGAAAAGGCCGGAGGCGUAGAGAUAUUAUCCGACAUAUUGGGCAGUAAAAACCGCUCGGAAAAAGAAUUGACCGACACCGUGUCCGUGUUAGCUCAAAUUACUGCUCCUUGGAUUGAAGACAACCACGUCGUCAACGGACUCAACGAAUACCUGAACACUAUUAUAUCCUCGUUGACGUACCUUGUGGAGACUACGCAGUCAUCGGAAACGUUGUUGCUAUCGUCCGCUGCGCUGGCCAACAUCACGUUCAUGGAACCUAACGCAAUAUGGACCAUAUUGAACAUGGGCACCGCUGGAUCACUGAUAGAAGCGGUCAGGAAAAACGGCACAAAAUCGUCGGUGUUUUUACAAGAACAAACAGCCACACUUUUGGCUAACAUGGCAGCAGUUCCUGAAGCUAGACCACACAUGGCGGCAAACCAUGCGGUGAUCGCUUUGUUGUGUUUCUUGCAAGUUCGGCACUCGCCAUUACAGCGUGUUCCUGAAAUACUGGCCGCCGAACGGCUACAGCACAAGACUGCCAUCGCCUUAUCCAGACUGUGCAGCGAUGCAGAAGUGUCGAAACAAUUCGUGGAACUCGAAGGCGUUAAUCGUUUGAUACGGUUGUGCAAAGAUGAAAGAGAACGAAAUAACAGUGACGGUGUUCUUGUGGCAUGCUUAGCCUCGCUGCGGAAAAUCGCCGCAAAUUGUGGCAAAGAAAUAAUGAACCAAUAUGACGCCGCUGAACUGAUUGAACCGAGACUGUUGGACUCAUUCCUUUUGUAUUCAUCAAAACAAGAGAGUUACGUUUAGAGUUUUUGAUUCUUGUAAAAAAAUCAAAUUUUUUCGUAUCAUACUAUUAUACUAAGCAUAAAAUUUAUACCUACUUAAUUAAUUUAUGCCUAUAAUACGGUAUAUAUAUAAUAAUAACGUGUUACUUUGCAUCUACACCUUUAUAGGUACAUUAAUCCGCUUUAGGGUAGAUACUCUCCACCGUGUGUGAAGAAAAAUUUGUUCAACAUAAUUUUAGUAAUAGAAUACAAACCAUUUGAGUAUAGUAGAUAUUAGAUUAUGAUACAGCAGGUACCUAUAGUACUCUAUCUAGUCCAAAUCAUGACAAGUGCCAACAUAGAUGAUAAUAAAUAAUAUUUAGAAGGUACUACAGCAUAUAAUUUGUUUUCAAUUAUGUCUAAAUAGCCCUUUAACUAGUACACUAUAAUAUUAUGUAUUUUUUUUAUUACGGUACCUACCUAUCUUUACGUUUUUAUAUAAUGUGAACUUGUGAACUUGAUUUUAAGUUUAUUACAUUGUAUUUGGACAACAAAUACGGCAUAAUCAUCAUUUUU